Messenger RNA from Liolophura sinensis, 683 nucleotides. Its product is annotated as pancreas transcription factor 1 subunit alpha-like. The transcript is spliced from 2 exons. Gene Ontology annotation, molecular function: protein dimerization activity; DNA-binding transcription factor activity, RNA polymerase II-specific; RNA polymerase II transcription regulatory region sequence-specific DNA binding. The coding region runs from base 63 to 683 and encodes 206 amino acids. Gene Ontology annotation, biological process: developmental process; regulation of transcription by RNA polymerase II. The record is from RefSeq and is a predicted model, not a curated record. Lineage: Eukaryota; Metazoa; Mollusca; Polyplacophora; Chitonida; Chitonidae.
AAAGAUCGUUCACGGCAAAGACGAAUUUAAAUAUUGCCUUUAAUAAGGGUCGAGAUACCAAAAUGGAGAGUUUUCUGUGCACUUUAGAUGAAGACUUCUUGGAAUUCUGCGACAAUAUGGAAGGUUACUGCGACGUACCUCUCGAUUCGCCGUGCUCAAAUUUAUCCGAUCAGGAAAACAUUGGUAUAAACUCAUUCGAUCUCGGUCGAAAACUUAAGAAGCCCGUGAAGCGAAUGGAGCAGAGACGAGCGGCAAACAUGCGGGAGAGACGGCGCAUGAGGUCGAUCAAUGACGCCUUUGACACCUUAAGGACGUGCAUCCCCACCCAGGUGAACGGAGACCGGAGGCUGUCAAAAGUCGACACACUUCGAUUGGCUAUCCGAUAUAUCGGAUACCUUGGGGAGCUGCUGGAAAAGUACGACCAGUGUGGGGCAGACAGCAAAAAUAACCCUAUGGGACAACGGGCGGAGAAGAUUAUUGUCAGGUGUAAUUUGUCAGAUGUUUUAUCCACGGACGAGCAAGAUGGCGGUUUGUUGGGACAUUCUCUGUCAUGGGUAGACGACAAGUUACCAAAACUGACUGCUAAUAAUAGAUUCUCUGCCAAAGUUUGGGUGCCAGAGUUAGCUAACGAAGCUGAUCUCGUGUCGCUUACCACACUCACAACAGAGUAUACGAUACAAUAA